This is a messenger RNA of Lolium perenne, 1562 nucleotides long. Its product is annotated as protein PHLOEM UNLOADING MODULATOR. Gene Ontology annotation, cellular component: Golgi membrane; plasma membrane; endoplasmic reticulum membrane. The record is from RefSeq and is a predicted model, not a curated record. Gene Ontology annotation, molecular function: ceramide cholinephosphotransferase activity; sphingomyelin synthase activity. Gene Ontology annotation, biological process: ceramide biosynthetic process. Lineage: Eukaryota; Viridiplantae; Streptophyta; Magnoliopsida; Poales; Poaceae.
AAUCGACUCAGCCAGCCCAGCAUGGCCAGGCCAGAAGGGUCUCCCCUGAAAUUUCACGGCCAUGUCGAAACCGAAGCCGGAGAUGUCAAUGCCGCCGCCGCGACCAGCGGCCUGCCGCCGAUCUCUCGCGGUGGGCGGGCUGGGUCUGGCAGCCGCGGCGUACGUGGGCGUAGACCACCUCAGCCACAUGUCUCCCUCGUUGCAUGGUUGGCUGCAGCCGGCGCUCUGGGCGACGCUGGCGCUCGCCACCGCCGCGCGAGCGCCCUUCUACCGCCGGUGGGACGCUGAGAUCCGCGCCGCCCCGAAGUUCCUCGCCGCCAUGAUCUUCAUGCUCGCCGCCCUCCUCUGCGAGGCCGUCUCUGUUCGAUUCGUCUCCGCCGUGCUCGGCCUCCAGUGGCACAGAUCUACUGCUCCUCUUCCGGAUACUGGUCAGUGGUUGCUUCUAGCACUGAAUGAGAGGCUUCCUCAAGCUGUGGUUGGUCUAUUGAGAGCUCGCAUUAUCACUUUACAUCAUUAUUUGAUGUUGUUUAUCAUGUUGGGAUUCUCCGCACUUUUUGACUGCAUCAAAGGUCCUGGGCUUGGAAUAGCCACAAGGUACAUGUUCACUAUGGCAGUUGGACGUUUUCUGCGGACCAUAACAUUCCUUGCUACGAUUCUCCCAUCCCCAAGGCCUUGGUGUGCUGAAUCCCGGUAUCGAAUACCUGAGCAUCCUCAUGCUUGGGCACAGAAGUACUAUGCUCCAUAUGCUUCUGAUCCACGUGCGAUCCGCAGGGUCAUACUGUCGGAUAUGCCAUAUGCCACUGUUCAAGAUUAUACUGUUGAGUAUAGACCUGAAUGGGGACAUAUGAGCUUCCUAAUAGACAUUUUGAGGCCAACCGCUGGAGACGGACCUUCAUGGUAUCAUUUGCUGAAGAAAGCCAGUGGUGGUUGCAGUGAUCUUAUGUAUAGUGGGCACGUUCUUGUUGCUGUCCUGACUGCUAUGGCAUGGACGGAAGCGUACGGGGGCUGGAUAUCUGUUCUGAUAUGGUUCCUAGUCCUGCACAGUGCCCAGAGGGAGAUACGAGAGCGCCACCAUUAUAGCGUCGACUGCAUUGUAGCAAUCUAUGUUGGAAUCCUCUUGUGGAGGAUGACUGGGUUCAUCUGUUCCACGUGGGAUUCAGACCGGGCCAGAAGACUUGCCAAACUUGACGAGAUACAGAACAAGUUAUUUCGUGCUGCAAAAGACUCAGACAUUGAUGAAAUAAGGGGCUUGCUAAAUGAAGUUGAGCUGGCUGGACAAGCAAAGAAAGCUUUCUCGCGGCGCGUAAUCUUGUCUUUUGCUGCAUCUAUGAUUAUAUUCACCCUCUUGUUUGUUCUCCUCACAUUCACGCUAGCCAGUGACGGAUGAUUGCUUGGCAUUCUGCAAUUUUCCACCAUUUGGUAAGGAGGAUAUUUUAGACGAUCCUGAUCUUCUUGUUGACGUUUAUGUUGGUCGAGAACUUGUGAACUCAGAUUAAAAAAAUAUCAGUAGUAGUUUCUAGCAGGGAACAUGUUUGUCAAUAAAUGCAGGUGUUGGUGGUAAA